AUGACGGAUGAAAAGAAAUUGAGCUACCUCAUGCGAGGUGUAAAGGAGCAGCUUUUCGCCGGGCUCCUGCGCAACCCUCCAAGUACCGUGGCUGACUUCAUCAAGGAAGCUACGGCUAUCGAGCGGGCACUUCAUCAACGAUGCAGGCAGUAUGAUCGAAUGUCCAGCAGCGCCCCAAUCAGUGCCGUCAGCAUGACGUUUGAGAAUCAGAGCGCCUUGCGAGAUCUGAUUAGGGAGAUUGUCCGCGAGGAACUUCAAAAGUUGCGAACACCGGUCGUUGAAACACCCAUCGCAUCCGUCGUCGAAGUCGUGCGCGACGAAAUCCGGCAAGCAUUUUCGGCAGCUGACCCUGAUGCCGAGCAGCGUCCCAUGAGCUACGCCGCCGCUGUUCGACGUCCACCACUCGCUAAGCCAUCGCCGCCGACGUACCGCCAGCCGCCAGUAGCACCUUGGUCGCCGCCGCAAGAUGAGACGUUGAGGCGACCACCAGUCUUGCCGUACCGCCAGCCAUCCACAACCGCGCCAUGGGCAGCGCCGCAAGAUGAGAUGUUCAGACGUCCACAGAUCCGAAAAACAGACGCAUGGCGCACAGGGACCAUGGAAGACGACGACAUCGUAAUUACAGGUGUCUCGGCACGUUUCCCGCAAGCUGACAAUUUGGUCGAGUUCAAAGAGAAGCUCUAUGGGAAUGUCGACUUGGUAACAGAUGACGAGGCUCGCUGGCCACGUGGUCUCCUGGGCUUGCCAGGAAGGAUGGGCACUAUUCGAGACCUGUCGCGCUUCGAUGCACACUUCUUUGGCGUGAACCCCAAGCAGGCACACCUGAUGGACCCGCAGAUGCGGCUUCUGCUAGAAACCUCGUACGAGGCCAUCGUGGAUGCCGGUUAUGAGCCUGCGACGAUGCGGGGUCGCAAAGUGGGGGUCUUCAUCGGUUGCGGCGCUUGCGAUUCCGAUGAAGUGUUCAGCUUGAACACGGACAGGAUUGACGGCUACGGUUUAGCCGGAAGCAACCGAGCAAUGUUGUCCAACCGAAUCUCUUACUCACUCGAUUUCCAUGGACCGAGCAUCACGAUUGAUACGGCAUGUUCGUCAACAUUCUCGGCCCUAAACCAUGCCGUGUCGGCGAUGCGUUCUGGGCAGUGCGAAGCAGCCAUUGUGGGCGGGAGUAUGGUCGCCCUGAAUCCUGUUACCUCACUAAGUUUCACCCGUUUCGGCAUGCUCUCACCAGACGGCCAGUGCCGGCCAUUCGACUCUGAUGGUAAUGGCUACACCCGAAGUGAGACCGUGGGUGCCUUUUUCAUCCAGAAUAUCGCGAAAGCUCGCCGUAUCUACGCACGAAUUGUCGGCGUCAGAGCCAACUCUGACGGCUACAAAAAAGAAGGGAUCUCCGUACCAUCGACCAAGCUACAGGAAGAACUUAUACGUGAAGUGUAUUCUGAGGCAAAGGUUGAUCCGCAGCGAGUGCUCUACGUUGAAGCGCAUGGCACGGGGACUAAGGUCGGUGACCCACUGGAAUUGGCUGCAAUAAGGAGCGUCUUCUGUGGAUCACAACGAGACAAGCCGCUGAAGAUAGGAUCUGUAAAGAGCAAUAUGGGACAUGCCGAAGCCGCAUCUGGAAUAUGUUCCCUGGCGAAAGUUAUUUUAGCUAUGGAGACUGGCACUAUAGCCGGCAAUUUACACUUCCGUGUGCCAAACCCACGCAUUCCAUCGUUGCUUGACGGCACACUCGAAGUCGUCGACAAGCCGACAGCUUUUCAAGGUGGCAUGAUUGGUGUCAACUCAUUUGGCUUUGGCGGAGCUAACGCGCAUGUUAUUCUGCAAGCAAAACUAGAACCAGACGUGAAUGACAUUCGCCGGGAAAAGCCGGAGCUUCCUAGACUCGUUCUUUUGGCUGGUAGAAGUAGGGACUCCCUUAUGCGGACCAUGGACUCCGUGGAAGCCGAGGGACCAUACCCGGACUCCGGGUACGCUCUCCUGAACCUUGUAGGCCAGCCGGAUGUGUCGCAAUUUCCUUUGCGUGGCUACCUGUUGGUUCCCGUGGAUGGCUCUGGGGAGAACGUAUUAAAGGAAGUCGACGAAGCUCCUUCAAAAAAGCGACCCCUGUGGCUUGUGUUCACCGGAAUGGGGUGCCAGUGGCGUGGCAUGGGGCGGCAAAUGAUGUGCUUUGAUGUCUUUGCACGCUCUAUACAACGGUCGCGUGAGCUCCUCAGGCAGUUCGGCAUUGAUCUCAUCAACUUGGUGACUGCUGAGAAGGAGGCGGAAACCAUGGCGGGACUCUUUGCAUCCAUAGUUGCGCUUCAGGUGGCGCUUGUGGAUGCAGUCUUCGCAACUGGCGUACGGCCUGAUGGCGUAGUCGGACAUUCUAUGGGCGAGAUUGGCUGCGCCUACGCUGAUGGUUGCUUCACUGCUGAACAGGCCGUUCUGUGUGCCUACUGGCGGGGACGUUGCGUGGAUCUAGGCAACCUGCCGAGAGGAGCCAUGGCAGCCGUCGGUCUGACGUGGGAAGAGGCGGCAAAGCGCUGCCCCGAAGGCGUGGAGCCUGCUUGUCACAACGCCGAGGAUUCUGUUACUGUGUCCGGGCCAGCUGACUCUGUGUACAAGUUCGUGGAAGAACUCAAGGCUCAAAAUGUGUUUGCAAAAAUGGUCACCAGCGCAAACGUGGCCUUCCACAGCAAAUACGUCCACAGCACCAAACCUUCUCUUCUGGAAGCCCUCAAGAAGGUUGUAAAGGAAGUAAAGCCUCGUAGCAAACGGUGGUUGAGCUCUUCGCUGCCGCCGGAUCGCUGGCACGAACCUCUGGCCCAAGUGUGCUCUCCGGAAUACCAGGUGAACAACUUCGUAUCGCCUGUCCUCUUCUUCGAAGCGCUCCAACAUGUGCCCAAGGAUGCCAUAUUGGUGGAGGUGGCGCCACACUGCCUUCUGCAGGGUGUCUUGCGGCGCGCCAUGGGCUCUGAGGCCAGCUCUCUCGGACUCAUGAAACGCGAGGUUGAUAACCAUGCAUAUUUCCUGAACACCUUGGGCCAACUGCACUUGCUGGGAGUGAAGCUGGACUUGUCCCCGCUCUACCCACCUGUAACGCUGCCCGUGCCACGUGGAACUCCGAGCAUCGGGCACCUCGUCAGCUGGGACCACUCUGAAACGUGGACCGUCGCCAAAUGGGACGACUUUGCCCCGUUCGCUCAGCUCUCUGAGGAAGUCGUGGAAGUUGAAGUGGGGGACCAUGUACGACAUGCGUACUUGGAGGGACAUCGAAUUCAUGGACGCCUUGUCUACCCGGCCGCUGGUUACAUAGUGAUGGCCUGGAAGUCUUUCGCUAAACGCUGUGGCAAGUCGUUUGACAAAGUGCCAGUGGUUAUAGAGAACUUGACCUUUCACCGAGCAGUGAUAUUGCAAAAAAGCGGUACCACGAAGUUUCUGGUGAACAUCAUGCGUGCAUCGGGAGAAUUUGAGAUCUCGGAAGCUGGAACGCUAGCGUCAAGCGGCCACAUUCGCAUUGCCAAUAAGAAUGAGCACGUGGUUGAUGUACAGGCGCACUCAGCACAAGCCACUGGCAUUGCCUAUGACUUGGACAAAGACGACAUUUACAAGGAGUUCCGACUGCGUGGUUACGAAUACGAGGGUGACUUCCAGGGCAUUCUCAAGGCCAGCAUGCAAGAACCGUACGGAGAGCUUGAAUGGCACGGCAACUGGGUAACUUUCAUUGACACUAUGCUCCAGAUGAGCAUCCUACACAAUGCGAAGAGAACUUGCAGGCUGCCUGUGAAGAUUCAGUCAUGCCGCAUUGACCCCAAUAUGCAUGUAGGAGUCGCCGAGAAAGCGCGAAAUGGCGUUAUGGACGUUGCCUACGACCCGUUUUGCAACAUUUGCCGUUCCGGUGGAAUCACAUUGCAAGGACUGAAGGGAAGCGUCGCAUCUCAGCGCGUCGAAAACCAGGCUCCUCUUCUUAAUGCGUACACCUUCGUGCCGUAUAUAGACAAUGAGGCUGCUAGGGAACAGAGGGAAGCGUCCAUUCGAGAAUAUGUUGAUGACUGCAAUUUAGUUGCACAGGGCAUCAUAAGUAGCCGCAGUAGCAACUCUAACCUUACUGGCCACGCCAGCAAGAGGGAUUCUCAUUUUGGGCAGGGGCUGCAACGCUACCUCACAGACAGCACCAAGAACCACGGCUUGUUGCGUAUUCUGACCACCAUAGAGGAAGAGGUCCGUACAUCUACCAUGCCGGUAGAUUUGAUUAUGCAGUCUUCUGUAGCUAAAUACACGAGGGAGCUGGAAGGUGACAUCAUUAUGUCAACACUACUCGAAGAAGAUCCUCUCAGGUAUCUUCUCGAUGUGGUGGUUGAGAAUACCAGCGUGAAGGAGAUCCACGUUCUAGAGUUAUUCACUCGAGAAGGCCAAUACCCUUUGGUCCAUCAUCUCUCAUCCUUCUUUCAUAUUAGCCACGCAUUGCUCAAUGUAGGCUACACUGUUGCUUAUCCGUCUUCUGGUAUUGCUACACCAAAGGAAGUUCCUGAAGCAGUCAAAGUAAUCCCAUGGGACCCUCAGUCUCAGUCGAAUACUGUACUCCCCGAGGCUGACUUGAUUGUUAGCUGCUUGCCUACGUGGGGUUUUUACAGACUCGAAGCACUAGCUGCAAACCUCUCAGAGCAGUGCAAAAAACAAGAAUUUCUUCUUCUUGCCGCGCGGACAGCAACUACUCAGGCUGAACUUUUAUUAUCGUCACAUGGAAAAGUGUCUCUGACUGCGCAUGUGGCCGAAGACAUGGUGUCAUUGUUCAACCAACAUGGGUUCUGCUUGGUGGGACUCAAGUCCAAUAAUUUUGCUACAUUGCUACUCCUGAGGAAGAAGAGCUUGGCAGAAGUAGCAAAUGUGGAGACCAUUAAGGUUAGCAGUGCUAAGCACGAAUGGAUUCGGGCGCUGUCUACUAAAGCUGUUGAGUUCGAAUGCAAGCCUGGCGGACAUAACCUGUGGCUUCUUGCAGAAGACCGCUGUGUGAGCGGCAUCGUGGGCCUAACCAACUGCGUCCGUCUGGAAACAGGUGGAAAACACAUAAGGUGCAUACUCGACACAACUUUGGGUGACCCACAUGGUUCUGACUUCAACCUGGACAAUGCAGCUGAUAUACCCACUUCAUUAUUAGAGAAAGACCUCGUCAUGAAUGUCUACCGAGAUAGCCAGUGGGGAUCCUUCAGGUACAGCGACACAGUGUUACGUCAGGCUCAGAGGAGAACCUCAAGAGAGUUUGCCUACCUCGACAUUCAGGUUCGCGGCGAUUUGUCAAGCCUUAAGUGGUACGUGUCUCCACUGGGCUACACUUCAACAGACGGGACCUUGUGCGACGUGUACUACGCAGCAGUAAAUUUUCGCGAUGUUGUGCUCGCGACUGGAAGACUCUCUCCUGAUGCAUUGCCUGGAUUCGUGGAGAGCUCAGAUGGCCUGCUGGGUAUGGAAUUUUCGGGCCGCGAUCCGCAAGGACGUCGCGUCAUGGGCUUGGUGUCGGCCCGAGGCAUUGCAACGGUCGUGGAUGUGAACCCUGCUUUCCUUUGGGAAGUUCCGGAAACAUGGAGUCUCAAGGAGGCAGCCACCGUGCCAGUGGCCUAUGCUACGGCCUACUACACACUACUAGUGCGUGGGAACGUGCAAGCGGGAGAGUCGCUCCUCGUCCAUUCUGGCAGCGGAGGUGUUGGCCAAGCCAUCAUCUCCAUUGCAUUGUCUAUGGGAUGCACCGUCUUCACUACAGUUGGUUCCGAGAAAAAGCGUCAAUUUCUCAUGCGCCGAUAUCCACAACUGGAACAUAGAAACGUGGCUAACUCACGUGACUUGUCCUUCGAAGAACACGUCCUACGAGAAACUAAAGGAAGAGGUGUGGACGUUGUCAUCAACUCCCUUGCUGAGGAAAAACUCCAGGCCAGUGUUCGCUGCCUGGCAACCAACGGCCGCUUCCUAGAGAUCGGCAAGUUUGAUUUGUCGAAUGACUCUCCACUGGGGAUGUCGGCGUUCCUGAAAGGUGUCACGUUCCAUGGAAUCUUGCUGGAACUUCUACUCAGAGACGACUCAGGAUGGCGUCGUGUCGCGGAACUAGUCCGCACCGGCAUUGCUCUGGGUGUCGUGCAACCACUCGAUGUCAUCCUGUACCCAUCGGACGAAGCGGAAGCGGCAUUCCGGUUUAUGGCCUCUGGAAAACACGUGGGAAAAAUAGUACUUCAGACACGCCCCGAGGAGGAUCAGCAGUUGCAGCCGUCGCCACUCUGCGUGGACGUCACCGCUCGCACCUGGUUCUACGCGCACAAGUCGUAUGUUAUCAUCGGAGGACUGGGCGGCUUUGGCUUGGAACUUGCCGAGUGGAUGGUGAAGCGCGGAUGCCGAAAGCUGCUGCUGACCACGCGAUCUGGAGUGCGCAUGGGAUACCAGCGUCUAUGCUUGCACAGGUGGAAGAAGGCCGGAGUCAAUGUCAUUGUUAGUAAGGAAGACGCCUCAACAGAGGGUGGUGCACGAAAUAUUAUCCAGAAAGCAGUAGCCAUGGGACCCGUUGGAGGGAUCUUCAACUUAGCUGUUGUUCUCCACGAUGGCCUACUUGAGGGUCAAACAGCCGAAGCAUUCGAGGCUGUCUUCAAAAUCAAGAUUUGUGGCACGCAGAACAUGGAUGAGCUGUCUCGCUUGUACUGCCCUGAGUUAGAUCAUUUCGUCGUUUUCUCAUCCCUCGCCUCGGGUAACGGUAAUGUUGGACAGACUAACUACGGCUACGCCAACUCGGCAAUGGAGCGUAUAUGCGAACGGCGGUCUGCGCACGGACUACCUGGUCUGGCAAUCCAAUGGGGAGCCAUCGGUGACGUUGGAGUGUUUUACGAAAUGAUGGGCGGUGAUGCCAUCGUUGCCGGCACCGUUCCGCAGCGAAUCUCAUCGUGCAUGAGUGUGAUGGACACAUUGUUGAACCAGAGCCAUCCCGUGGUCUGCAGCUGCGUAAAGGCUGACACAUCUUGCGAAGCAACCGCGAACGAAAAGCACGACAUCGUCGACUCUGUGUUGCGCAUAAUUGGUGUCAAGAAUUCGUCACAUCUCAACACGGAUGUGGCUUUCGGCGAGAUUGGCAUGGACUCCCUCAUGGCCGUCGAAGUGAGGCAAACAAUAGAGCGAGAGUGUAAGAUUACAGUGUCAAUGCAGGAAGUCAGGCGGCUGAAUAUAAACCAGCUGAGGCAAAUCAGCCAAGACAUCGGAGCCAAGAAGAACAAAUGAGGACAUGUGAAGCCACGUGGUCAACUAGUGCGUCCUCUAACUAUAAGAGUGAGAACCUGAAAACAUAAUCGCUGGCAUUAAUAAAUAUAAUUACUGAU
Messenger RNA from Rhipicephalus sanguineus (brown dog tick), 7325 nucleotides. Its product is annotated as fatty acid synthase. Gene Ontology annotation, molecular function: 3-oxoacyl-[acyl-carrier-protein] synthase activity; oxidoreductase activity; phosphopantetheine binding. Lineage: Eukaryota; Metazoa; Arthropoda; Arachnida; Ixodida; Ixodidae. The coding region runs from base 1 to 7227 and encodes 2408 amino acids. The record is from RefSeq and is a predicted model, not a curated record. The transcript is spliced from 25 exons. Gene Ontology annotation, biological process: fatty acid biosynthetic process.